GCCCUUCGGUGCAGCUGACGUCCGCUCCUUGGUCCUCACGAAUUUAAAGACUUCUAAUCUUGUCGGAAGUUCUCUGCUUGGGCGAGCCUGAGCAAUCCCUUAGUGACCGCUUGUCGUUCUUUCAAUAAAUCCUGAUAUAUUCAGUCUGCGGCCUACUUGGCCUUCGCUCAUUCAAAUCUCGGCUUUCUAAUUCUUUGCGCUCUCUUGAAAACCGCUUCUUUCGCAGACAAUCUAAGUGUUGUGCAGGCAGGCACCGUAUACUUUAUUCUUCUUAACCCUCUUGAAACUCUGCGGCUCGUGGGUUCGAUCCUGGGCAUCAACGGUGAUCUUAGUCGAUCGCCAUUCCCUCGACUUGCUACCACUCGUCCAAUAACUUCCUGGCUGGUUUCAGCUGAGAGCAUACUCGUAUAGCUAAGAGCGGGGCCGGACCAGAAUGGCCCAUCAUGGCAAUAGGCACCCUCGGUAUAGCAGAUUGGUGAAGAGGACUAAUAUAUCAACAGCUAGUAACGAUGAUACGGGACGUACGAACAACGGGAAUUCAUCGGUUUACGGGACAAUCAUAAAUACCUCAGGAGACAGGAUGAGGCGGCAAGCGCAGGAAGGGUCGCAGCUCGAAACGAGCGGCGAAGCACCCGCGAAGGACCAGGCGUCUAUGCAAGCCACGAUAGCUGUGAAUGACAACCCCCCGACGACACCUAAUGCUCCGGCAGCAACUCCACCACCUCCGGCCGAUGUCAGCCAGCCCACGGAAUCUACAAACUCUUCUGACCAGAGCCCCACGGCUAUUUCCUCCCCCACUCCCGAAGAAAACCCCUCUUCUACUUCCACAUCGGACACAGCAUCUGUGACGACUAGUCAUGAUUCCCCGAUCUCGCCUAGCUCUCUUCCUAUGAUCUCUUCUGCUUCCGUCACUGCUUCUUCGCAGACAGCUCUUUCGCUCACGAGCUCUACUGAAACGCCCCGGUCAUCUUCCGCUGUAGCCUCCACAACGAGUUCCCCGACAUCUAGCUCCAGCCAAGCCUCGUCUUCGACAUCGAGCUCCAGCUCCAGCUCCAGCUCCUCCAGCACAACUACAACGUCGUCAACAACUACAUCCACGACAACCUCUACCACAUCAGAGCUUUCUACGACGUCCUCACCUUCUGGCACCGAAGGUGGUGCCUCGUACGGCUGGGGUGGAGGAUCAGGGCCCUCGGCCACCGAGCAGAUCCCUUUGGCCACAAGCACGACCUCUUCAACGACUAGCUCUUCUUCCCAAGGCUCUGGUGCUCUCGACAGCGAAACAAAGGGCAAAAUUGCUGGCGGCGUAGUUGGCGGCGUAGCUGGCGCUAUGGUUUUGGUACUGAUAGUUUUCCUCUUGCUCCGGAGGCGGAAAGCAUAUCAACAUAGAGCUCCCGAAGUCCUCCCACACGGCGAUAUGACUGGCACUGCUAUAGGAGAAGGAUCUGUAACCAGAUCAGCAGAUGUGGUCUCGCGUCGGUCCAGCAAUGAUCCCUUGUUCACAGCGUCAUACUUUGCGCCGGCGUUCAUGAAGCGUUGGAGACAAUCACGUCUGUCUACCCAUACAGAAAGUACUUUAGAUUCUGGCGCCAGCGAACGUGGUUUCCAAAAGAUAUCUGGUCGGAAGAUUCCCUCAGUGCUACAGUCGGGAGGGGAUGGAUAUGGUGGUGGUUUCUCAGAGGGUUCCCCAACUGUCUCGGAGCCAAGUAUGAGUUUCCCGCCAGGCUCACCGGUCCUUCCACGUUCACCGACAUCUCAACCGCCUCCCUCAACACCGUAUGGCAUGCCAUUGGACGUGAGUUAUACUAGGGAAGACGAGGAGACGCAUCCCGUGGUGAUAUUCCGACCAUCGCCUGCGAGGACACCUAUUUCUGGCUCCGCGGACGCUAGUUUAUCCAAUGAACCCUCUCUAUCGCGGAUUGUCCCUGUGGCGCAGGGGGCAUUGUCUCCCACCGUACCGAAGCGACCAGAUAUGCUGGGUCGAAGUCACCCCAGCUUUGACGGUAGCCGGGGCAGCCGGUUUACUGAGAGUAUAUGAUCUUGUCCGCCAUUUUCGUUCCUUUUUGACCAUCGCAAGCAUCUCUUUCGCUAUCAAAAUGACUGGAUAUAUAUCAUAGGAGCUUUGCUCCGUACAUAUGUUGAUCCGCUU
Molecule: messenger RNA, 2149 nt
Organism: Aspergillus alliaceus
Lineage: Eukaryota; Fungi; Ascomycota; Eurotiomycetes; Eurotiales; Aspergillaceae
Exons: 1
Coding region: 434-2038 (534 amino acids)
Source: RefSeq, a predicted model, not a curated record